Molecule: messenger RNA, 1223 nt
Organism: Xyrauchen texanus (razorback sucker)
Lineage: Eukaryota; Metazoa; Chordata; Actinopteri; Cypriniformes; Catostomidae
Product: caspase-3-like
Exons: 4
Coding region: 71-898 (275 amino acids)
Biological process (GO): proteolysis
Molecular function (GO): cysteine-type endopeptidase activity
Source: RefSeq, a predicted model, not a curated record
UUCAGUCAGUUGAACUUAUUCUCAGUUCCCAUUCUCAGAUUACACUUCAGUGUUUUUAAAAAUAGAGUGAAUGAUGUCUAUUUGUAAAUUGCCUUUCACAGCAAGCAAGAGCCUGAAGAACAGAGCAUUAAUUGUGUCUGUGGAAAACUUCUAUCCGGGUGUGGAUCUAAUGAAGCGGUGGGGUGUAAAGAGAGACACACAGAGACUUCACAAAAUUCUUACUAAACUCGGCUUCUCUGUGGUCAUCAAACAAGACAUGGAGGCAGAAGAGAUCUAUGAAGUGUUCAAAGCCGAGAGCAAUAAGACAGUUAAAGACUGUUUUAUGGGCGUCAUAUCCAGUCAUGGUGAGGAGGGUGUUGUGUUUGGGGCUGAUGGAUGUCCUGUGAGACUGGCCAAGAUCUACAGCUACUUUGGAGGUCCGUCAAUGACGAGCAAGAACAAACUGUUCCUUAUACAGGCUUGUCGAGGAAAUGAGUUGGAUGAAGGUGUGGAGACAGACUCUUCAUGCUCAGAGGAAGAGAAGGGCAUGUCUGAGCUUUUUUCCAUUCCCAUUGACACCGCAGUCAUGUACGCCACAGCCCCAGGUUACGGUGCAUUCAUGCAUCCUUUGGGCUCAGCGUUCAUUCAGACUCUUUGUGAAUUGCUGGAACAGGAAGGAGGUCCAAAUCUGGAGCUCACACGACUCAUGACUCGUUUGAAAUACCAGGUUGCCUACAACUUCCAAGCAAAAGGCAAAACGUUUUGUGGCAAAACGCAGAUGCCGUGCUUUGUGACCCGCUUUACCAGAGAGGUGUUUCCAUUCAUGGACAGCAGGACAGCAGAAGACUUGAACUUCAGCUUUGCAGCCACAAAGCGCAUUGAUGAACCCAAAAGAUCACGGAGGAGAUCCAUCAGCUAAAAUUAUGAAGAAUCUGAUGCAGGAACUGUACAGAGAGCCAUCUCUGAGACAUCUCUCAUAAUAUCUCAUUUGAAACUGAUAAAAAAACAGGUAGAGUGACGUAAAGUUACAUCUACAGCAGGAAGUGGACGAAAAGAGAAGGAUGUUUUUUUAUUGAACUCUCUGGGAAUUUAAUUGUGUUUGUUACUUCCUUUUAUUUAUUGUCCUAAAGUAUUUUCAAAGUAUAAUUUUUUUAUGUAAAAUAAGAUAAUAUCUAAAUUAUAAGAACAGAAAAUGUUUUUAUAAAAUGCUUGCUACCGUUCAUCAGUUACAUGUGUGGUCUUUC